AUGGCUCCUUCAAAUACUGUGGUUGGUUCUGAUAGGUCAAGUACAACCAAGAUUAACAGGAUAAAGAAAGUCACUGUGCCUGUUUCAGUCUCAUCAAGUUCACGGCUUACUGAGUUUCAUGAGGGACCCUUAAGUGCUGAUGGUUCUUCACUUGGUGUGGAUGAUGUCUUAAGUUCUGACAAGGGUCCAAUGCUGUCGGAAGAGAAACAUAGUUCCUUUAGAUAUAAAGACCCCGUACUGUUUUCAGAUCAAAGAUUCGAAGAAGAAAGGGUGGGCAGUGUAGUUGAACUGGAUGUUUCUUUCAAAUCCAAUGCCCUAGUGGCCAAGGCAGUUAUGGCUCCUUCAAAUACUGUGGUUGGUUCUGAUGGGUCAAGUACAACCAAGAUUAAAAGGAUAAAGAAAGUACCUGUGCCUGUUUCAGUUUCAUCAAGUUCACGUCUUACUGAGUUUCAUGAGGGACCCUUAAGUGCAGAUGGUUCCUCAUUUGGUGUGGAUGAUGCUUUAAGUUCGGAUAAGGGUCCAAUGUUGUCGGAAGAGAAACAUACAGUUUCUGGUACUGGAGUAAUGGAUAAUAUUGGUUCACAGCCUGGUCCAAUUGAGGUCAAUGCAUCAAUUGGGAAAAGGGCAAAGGAAGGAUCUCCUGAGGCUAUGGCUUCAACCAAACCUAGCAUUGAUGUUAAUGUUAGUCAUUAUGGGAUGUGCACAAGAAAAAUUAUGAAGAAAAGGAAAAUCAUGGCCACAAGUUCAAGUUUUUCCAUUUCACAGGCAUCCGAAAUCAGCAAAGAACCCAGAAAUGUUGAUCAAUACACCAGUGGUGCGGCUGCUAUCUUGAGUUCUGACAGUGGUAGAAUGGUGUCAGAAGAGAAAACAAGCAUGUCUGCUGUUCAAGGAAUCAAGAAUGUUGGUUUGCAGCCUUGUCCAAAUACAACCACUGUAUUGCUUGCAAAGGGUUCAGUCCGAGGAUCUGCUGUUGCUAUGGUCUCACAAAAGGUUGUUCCUGACAUUGAAGUUGCACCUAAUGCUAAGAAGAUUAAGAAAGACGUUGGCCUUUUCUCUGGUUUGUCUAGUUCACGGUUAUCUGAAAUCCACGAGGGACCAGUGAACACAAAUAGCUCUGUGCAUGUUGCCGAUGUUAACUCAGAUGCCACUAAGAAUGAAUUUAAUUUGGAUAAGAGAAGUACAGUUUCUGAUGUUAUGCUUGCAGAUGAUGUUGAUUCAGAUUGUAGUACAGAUGGGCCCACUACAUUGCUUGAGAGUAGUCUGGUUGAAGGUUCUCCUGAGGCAAUGGUUGAAAUGACAGGUGAUGGCAAUUUUGGUUCAGAUGGGACAUGUACAAAUAAGAGUAUUGAGAAGACAAAAGUCACUUCACCAUCUCCAGCAUGUUUAAGCUCACAAUUAUCUGAAAGCCCUGAGAAACCUGUUGGUGGAGAUAGCCCCAUGCAUUGUGAGGAUGCUGUCUCAAGUUCUGACAAGGUCCUGAUGGAUUCAGCAGAGAAAGUUACAGUUUUUAAAACCAGGACGGCGGGUUCUAUUGGCAAGCAGCUUUGUCCAUGUGUAGUCAGUGUGUCACUUGAAAAUAGUAUUGUGAAAGGAUCUCCAAAGGCUACAAAUACAGUAAGUGAUGUUCUGACUAUUGAAUCUAAUGUGACAUCUACUUGCAAAAUUAAGAGGAACAGAAAAGUUCAGGUACUGGAAAUUCAUGAGAGGCUUAUUAGUGGGAAUAGCUCCACCAAUAGUGAACAUCCCACAUCUAAUUCGGACAAUGUACCAUCACAGUCAGAAGAAAAAUCUAUAGUUUCUGAUAUUGGGAAGAUGAGUAAUGUUGCUUCACUUCCUUAUUCAAAUGAUUUUGCUGUUACCGAUGAAAUCAUCACACUAAAAGGAUCUCCAAAAGGUUUGGAUUCAACAAAAAGUGUUCUAAAUGGAUCUGAUAUUUAUGUGGGUCCCUUAAAUACUGAUAGCUCCAUCCAUGAUUUGAAUGCCACCACCAGUUCUGAAAAAGUUCUGUCGUGCUCCAAACAGAAAGUGGCAGUUUCUUGUAUUGGAUAUGGGGAUAAAUUUGCCUUGCAGCCCUGUCCAAAUAAGGUUUCUGUUCUGCUUGAGCCUAUUUCAGUUAAGGGAUCUCCAAAGGGAAUAGAUUCUGUUAUAGGAGGCUCUAGUGAGGGCAUCACAAGACAUGAUCACCCUAAGCCUAUUGCUUGUUGUAGUUCUUUUGUUGAGCAUCCAGAUGGUGCUAUUCCUGGUGUAGCCAUGGGCAGUUAUCACGGAUGUCCUCUUCAAUAUGAUAUCUUAGGCAAGGAAUGUGGAAGUGGAAGAGGAAGAGAAGAACAAACAGCAGAAGUAGAUUAUAUCCUUGGAAGAGAGAACUCCAAAGAUACUUCUGUAUUGCAUCCACAGGCACAAGGGCAACUGGAUGGAGUGCCUUUGGAUAUCCAUACUUCUCGCUUAGAUGAGAGUCCUCCUGGUAUGGCCAUGGAAGGCAAUGCGUCUGCAUCUGUGUAUUUGUCUCUGGGCAUCAAAAUUAUUUCUGACUCCAAUGGGGAGCCAAUGGGAUCUGUGCCUGAUAGAAGUUCGAAGAUGGAGUCUCCAGAAUCUUUGUCUACAGUUCCAGAGUUACACAUUCUGAAUACUGAACAGUCACUGCCAAACAUAUCCAAUAAAAAGAUUGUUAGGGACAAAAUCAAUAAAAGAUAUAAGAAUACCAGUGUGAAAAAUGCAUCUGCUUUAACUGCCAGUAAUUCCUGCACAUUCAAACCUGAUGUCAAUAUGAAACCAGAUAAAAAAAUGCAGAGUGAUGGAUUCCGAGCAGAGAAAAAAUGUUCACUUAAAGAUACAACCCCUUCAGCUCACAUUACAAAUUCACGGACGUGGCGGCGAACAGAUGAUCCUUCUGCACCAUUGGCUGGAAAAAGGUCAUGGUCAAGCACCAGCUCUUCACUAAUGCAGUCUCCUAAGAAGUUUGGAAAGGUCCAGAGCACUUCUUAUAGCUUUAGAGGUAACAGCCUUGUAAGGAAAGGUGCUCCCAAUUCUGGUUUGCCCCAAAACUCUCCUAGUUUGAGUACAACUGUUUAUUGGUUGAGUACUGUGGGUAAAGAUGAAACCAAUAACACUACUGCCUUAGAAUGUAAGGGUAACAACAGUUACUCUCUGAGUUGUUCAAGAGCUGGGGGAGCAAAUCCUUUUGAGAGUCCAAAAACACUGGCAUUGCCACACAGCAGCAAGUUACAAAACUCCACAACAAAAUCAUCACAGGAUUAUAUCACUCACACAUCGAACGAUCCUCUUUCAAAGGGUGGUUUAGAAACAUCUCCAGAUCCUACCAAUGUUACUGAAAAGGAGGAUGCAUCCAAGCAUCCGAAAACUUCUAAAAAGCAAGCCAGUCUAAGCAACAACUUGGGAAUUCAAGGUAUUUUAAGUGAUAGUAGUUCACAGUCCUCCAAGAUGAAGGGAGUAGUGUAUGUAAAGCACAAGUCAAAUCAAUUGGUUGCUGCUUCUAAUCCUGGAAUUUUUUAUCCAUCCAUCAAUGUUCCUGACAAGACACAGGCAUUAUCUUCUUCCGUAUCUUCUGAUUGCAACUAUAAAAGAAGUAAGAAUCAACUUAUUCAAAUUGUUCAAAUUCCAGGAAAUCAGGUCCGGCAAUUUGUUGCCAUCCCCGAUGACAGUUCAAAUUCAGAGGAGCAAAGGGUUUCUACAGUUCCAUCCCUAAAAUGCAGCAGAAGUGUAAGUAAGAGAAGGCCUCAUAAAGUGUUCCCAAAGAUGCUUCAGAUUUGUGCUUGGCAUGGUUAA
Telopea speciosissima is the source of this 3786-nucleotide messenger RNA. RefSeq lists its product as uncharacterized. The transcript has 5 exons. The record is from RefSeq and is a predicted model, not a curated record. Gene Ontology annotation, cellular component: nucleus. The coding region runs from base 1 to 3786 and encodes 1261 amino acids. Lineage: Eukaryota; Viridiplantae; Streptophyta; Magnoliopsida; Proteales; Proteaceae.